Molecule: messenger RNA, 2177 nt
Organism: Austrofundulus limnaeus
Lineage: Eukaryota; Metazoa; Chordata; Actinopteri; Cyprinodontiformes; Rivulidae
Gene: nyx
Product: nyctalopin
Exons: 5
Coding region: 488-1945 (485 amino acids)
Cellular component (GO): plasma membrane
Molecular function (GO): protein binding
Source: RefSeq, a predicted model, not a curated record
CCUUUUCAACAUAUUCCUUUCUUACAAGUUUUACCUCCAACUUAGUGCUCUGAUGUGUGUGUAUGAAGUGUGUUUUGUGUUUGCAAAGCAAGUCUAUUUCUGUGGUUUGUGAUAAGACCUUCGCUUUACUUCUGUAAUCCUGCCAAGCGGCCAUCUCCAUCCCCAUCCCUCCUUUCAUCACUCCAUCCAGGGGAUUUGACGGCCAUUAACAGAUAGCUUUUUGCUGUGUUUGUGUGUCGCAUCAUUAAUGCAAACACACACACGCCCUGAACUGGGGAGGAUGAAUCACACACAGUGCCAGUGUUUCAGGCAGAAGAACCCUUGUUUUCUGAAUGAUGCCGUAGAACCUGCACUGUGUGAAGUGAUGGGCAGGAUGGAGACAUGUAUGUGUGUGGACAGUGGUUUUAAACACACAUGGGUGCAGCUGGGUGGACAGAGCUCCAGACCUCAGUUAAUGUUGGCAUGUUCCAGAUGAGAGCCUACAGGAAUGACUGGCAUCGUUCUUACUGUGUGUGUGCUGUCCCUGCUGCCUCACGGCCUGYUGGCCCGGUGGGCGUGUUCCCGGGCCUGUCCUGCACCCUGCAGCUGCACCCAGGAGAGGAGCUGCAGCGUGCUCUGUGACCGCUCGGCCAUGGCUGAGCUGCCCACAGAGUUCCCCUGCGAGGCCUCCUCCAUCACCCUGGAGAAGAACCGACUGCGGUUCCUGUCAGAGAGAGCCUUCGGUACUCUGCCCUCACUCAGGUCUCUGUCUCUGGACCACAACAACAUCUCCUUCAUUACCCCUGGAGCCUUCAAGGGUCUUUCCAACCUGCUGGAGCUGAAGCUGGCCCACAACGAGUACAUCAGUUACCUGCACACACGGACCUUCACAGGGCUGAAGAGGCUGCUGCGCCUGGACCUGUCCAACUGUAACCUGUUCAGCAUCCCUGACCGCAUCUUCAUCGAGCAGAGCGCCCUGAAGGAGCUGCUGUGCUUCCAGAACAACUUCAGGAGGAUCCCCGGGGCCAUCCGAGGCAUGGAGAACCUGACUCACAUCUACCUGGAGAGGAACAAGAUYGAGGCCGUGGCCUACAACUCCCUGCUGGGCCUGAUGAGUCUCAGGUACCUGAACCUUCAGGAGAACCGCAUCAAUGUGAUCCACGAGAACUCCUUCCAGGACCUGGUGCACCUGGAGAACUUCUACCUGAACGACAACCUGCUGUCUACCCUGCCCAGGCUGGCCUUCAGGGGGCUCAGCUGCCUAAAGAUGCUCAACCUGGGGGGCAACCAGCUGACCAACGUGUCCAGGACCUGGUUCAGUGACCUGGUUGAGCUGGAGGUCCUGUACUUAGACAGGAACCAGCUGCUGAGCAUCGAGGAAGGCUCCUUUGAGAACCUGAGCAGCCUGAUCACGCUGCACCUGAACAGCAACAACCUGAGCGUGCUGCCCCUCACUGUGUUCCAGCCCGUCUACUUCCUGGCCCACCUGUACCUGUUCAGGAACCCCUGGGACUGCAGCUGCUCCCUGGACUGGCUCAAGCACUGGAUGGACAGUUACAAACUGGUGCGGGACAUCCCCUGCAGCUCACCUGCCUCUGUUGCUGGACUGGAUCUGAGCCAGGUGGUCUUUGCCAACAUGAACGGCACAUGUGUGGACCCUUCAGACCUGAACCUGACCACGGUGUCCUCAGAGACAGUCCCGACCACAGAGAACCGCUUCAACAGCCUCAUCUCUUCGCUGCUGCAGCGGGAGCUCAGGGUGGAGCUGGGGAAYGGGUCAGAGAGCCUUCCUAACACAACCCUGCAGGAGUCAGAGGAGAGGCAGCUGUCAGGGGGGGCUGGGGGGCAACAGGCCUGGGCCAGCCAAUCACUGCUCUGCUUCACGGCCAUGUGGCUCAUUUCUGGAUUAUCUGGCCUGUCAGAUWCAAACUGCAGGAGAACUGGACAAAAACACAACAUGGACUAGAGUUUAUUUUACUGUCAACAAGAUAAAACCUGGUUUAUUUUUCCUUGUAAAUCUGAGGGAAAUGUUUUAUUGUGAGUUUCUGCUGCAAAAAGUUACAUUUAGUGUGGAGUAGUUUGGAUUGAUGCUCAACAAACAGUAUAUUCUGAGCUCUGACUCUCCACGACUUUAGAUUAAAAACUAAAUCUAUUUGGAGUCAACUCUGUCUUUCUCUUAGCAAAAUAUAUCAUAAACA